This is a messenger RNA of Bradysia coprophila, 1496 nucleotides long. RefSeq names its product E3 ubiquitin-protein ligase MARCHF5. The record is from RefSeq and is a predicted model, not a curated record. Lineage: Eukaryota; Metazoa; Arthropoda; Insecta; Diptera; Sciaridae. Gene Ontology annotation, molecular function: zinc ion binding.
GCGUAGACAGUGCAACACAACCCUAAACGAAUUGUUUUUGAUGAUCAUCAAACUGUCAAGGAAGCGAAAUAUUUUCAUAUAAUUUUUCUGGUGUAAUAUUUUGUUAUCGCUUUGAAGACGCGCAGUUCCCAAUGAUUAAAUAGUCAAACUGUUUAAAUAUUUAGUUAGACACAUCAUCUGCUCGCAUUGACUUACGGCGAAUGCAAUGCAAAUCAAUUCCACAAAUUGAUUGGAAGUGAAGUCAAGCAACAAAAUCGAGAAAAUAAACUGUAAUUCGUACGGGUCAUUGCGAAAAUAAAAUCUCUCUCGUUGCAAUAAAAAUGAAUAAUUAUUCUGAGGACGGAGCACAGAACAACCGAAUGGAGAGACAAACGGAUGAGGGCCGUUGCUGUUGGGUUUGUUUUGCGACAAACGACGAUGACGAAUUGGCGGAAUGGGUACAACCGUGCAAAUGUAGUGGGACGGCUAGAUGGGUGCACCAGCAAUGCCUACAGCGAUGGGUCGAUGAAAAACAGAAAGGGAAUUCAUUUCGACGCGUUAAUUGUCCACAAUGUCAAACAGAAUACAUAAUCGUGUUCCCAGCUAUGGGAACGUUGAUCGGAGUGCUGGAAGGAAUUGAUACCAUGGUCAAAAGAUUGAGUCCAUUCCUUGCGGCCAGUGUCAUGGUCGGAUCACUGUACUGGACAGCGGUGACCUAUGGUGCUGUCACCGUGUUACAAGUGAUUGGACAUAAGGAAGGAUUGCAAAUGAUGGAAAAUUCGGACGCACUUGUUUUGCUAAUUGGAUUACCGGCAAUACCUGUGGCUUUGAUUAUGGGCCGUAUGAUUCGGUGGGAUGAUAUGAUCCUCAGAUUUAUACAAAAUCGGUCUGGAAGCGCUCGAAAGUUUCCGCUGUUAAGUCUGGUGCUACCGUUUCCUGAGGAGAACACGGACGAUACUGUUCCCAACCAAAAUGUUGCUAUCCUAUCAGAUCAACUAUCUGGAACGAGAAUCUUCUGCGGUGCAUUGCUUUUGCCAACAUUUUCGGCAAUAUUCGGUCGGCUCUUCUUCGAAUCAAUACAAAAUAACGUGCACAGAACGCUAAUCGGCGGACUGACGUUCAUUGUCAUCAAGGGAGCCUUCAAAAUCUACUUCAAGCAAAAGCAAUUCGUGCGCCGGCGGCAACGAAAAAUUCUGGAUUACACCGAUGAUAAUUUGAGUCGCUUUUCGCAGCGAGAUAAUCGACCUGCUGCACGUCAACUGGCUGCUGUCGGACAAUUUCUGUAGAUAGGAUUUUUAGUGGAAAUAAUUGAGUUUGGUGAAAUUUUUAACGCUUUUAACCAUCACAUCAUGCCGAAUUGAUUGAUAGAAAGUUCGGACAUUUCACUUUUCUCCCGGUCGGUUUCUAAUUGAUAUCUUUUUUUUUGUUGUCGUUUCGGUUCGAUUUGGAUAAUUACAAUUUGAUGCGUUCACAUGUACAAUACAAAAUGAAAUCAAAAUAAAAUUAUGAAAAAAAAU